CCGGGUACCAGUCUACAUAAUGUGUGGCUCAUUUCAUGUGUGGCUCAUUUCAUGAUUUCAUGUAGGGGCCUAUAUAUAUGUUCGACUAAAAAAUUAAAAUGUUUAGACCAAGUGUUGUAGUUCUAUAGUGUAAUGUUCAGGUUUGACAAAUGUUACAUCAUCAGUGACGGGUAUGCCAAGGCUAUCCGUACUUUGCACAAGGACUAGGAGAGCAUUUAAUUAUACAACUGAGAAAAUGCCAUUCUAUGCUGUCGGACGAGGCAGAAAUCCCGGAGUUUACAAAUUAUGGUCGGACUGCCAAAAGGAAGUAUCAAAGGUUAAAGAUGCUAGCUACAAGAAAUUUGACAGAGAAGUUGAUGCCUGGAAAUUUGUUAGCGAAUGCACAACGGCUGUCACAGAAGUCAGUGCUGGCCAUAAGAACGGCACACCUCCGGCUCAAGAAAUACAAACUCCAGAAACAGUAGUCAUGUACAAGUUAGGUAGCAUCAGCGAGCCUCAUUCUAAUGCAGCUUUGGGUGUUAUGGAGCCUGAGGAAGUGGAGAUAAAUCAAACAGCGCAGUUUAUAGGCAUCAAACUGCAGAGGUUGGAGCAGCUGUGUAACACUGUCGGCAUCAACAUAGAGCAGAAGAAAAACCAUGAUGAAUUACUAAAAGCUGUUGAAAUGAAAGUCAUCAUUCAAAAUAUGCAGUCUGAGCUCAAGCGUUUCACCUCAUGUAUCAGUUGUGUUGCAGGCAAACCAACACUGACCACGGAGAGGCUUAAUCAAUUCCCUAACAAGCGGAGACGAGUUGAAAGCUCUAGUUCAGCAGCAUCAGGCACGUCAGACGGCGAGCUGAAAGUCUAUACAGAUGGCUGUUGCACGAACAAUGGAAGAUGUUCAGCAAGAGCAGGAAUUGGCGUGUACUGGGGACCAGGCAAUCCACUUAACGUUAGUGAGCGGUUACCAGGGCGACAGACAAACAACAGAGCUGAAAUACAUGCUGCGUGUAAAGCACUGGAACAAGUUAGAGAAAUGGGGAAAACAUCAGUCACAAUCCUUACAGACAGUGUUUUUUGCAUCAAUGGCAUCACAAAGUGGAUCAAAGGAUGGAAGAAGAAAGGUUGGAAGUUGUCAACAGGAGGUGAUGUGAAAAACAAAGAGGACUUCCAAAGACUGGAAUCUUUACAACAUGGUAUUAAUGUCAAGUGGGUCCACGUCAGAGGUCACUGUGGGAUUGUUGGAAAUGAAAAGGCAGACAUGCUAGCCAAUCAGGGGGCAGCCCUUGAUGGUUGAGGCCAGUCGUCACUGUAAAAUUGUUGUUAUUAUAAUAAACCAGAUUUCUACGAAA
Messenger RNA from Priapulus caudatus, 1328 nucleotides. RefSeq names its product ribonuclease H1-like. Gene Ontology annotation, molecular function: RNA-DNA hybrid ribonuclease activity; nucleic acid binding; magnesium ion binding. Gene Ontology annotation, biological process: DNA replication, removal of RNA primer. The record is from RefSeq and is a predicted model, not a curated record. The transcript is spliced from 7 exons. Bases 173 to 1273 code for a protein of 366 amino acids. NCBI's taxonomy places the organism in Eukaryota, Metazoa, Priapulida, Priapulimorpha, Priapulimorphida, Priapulidae.